Molecule: messenger RNA, 1125 nt
Organism: Aplosporella prunicola CBS 121167
Lineage: Eukaryota; Fungi; Ascomycota; Dothideomycetes; Botryosphaeriales; Aplosporellaceae
Exons: 2
Coding region: 1-1125 (374 amino acids)
Source: RefSeq, a predicted model, not a curated record
AUGAGAUACGUCCGCUUCCUAAAGGUCCCCAAGACCGACGGCAAAACCCUCAAUGCCCUGAUCACCAUCACUUCGGACCUCGGGGAAGACUUUUUGGCUGAGAAUGUUACUCUUGCCGCCACGAUUCGCUCAGCAGACGACCAUGGAGACAUCUACCUCCGCAAGCGCCUCGAAUGGACGGCAGGCAUGCGCUCCCUCCCCGUGUCCUUUGACCUGCGGCAUUGCGACCUAGAUUGGCCUAUUCGGGUCCAGGUAGGCGCCAGGGGAACUGCGCAGACGGACCUUUUUGGAGAGCACGAGGACGAUCAUGUGCCCUCUCUGAUCUCAGCAUGGAGCGCCUCUCUGGACGUGCCGCGGGGCAUCAAAGAGGCAGAGAAGAAGGUGGAGCGGCGCUUUACUCCGCUGAGCAGACGCACGCUUAGCAUAUGGGAAGAGACGGGGGAGAGCAUCGCGCGUCACGUUUGGGACGCCGGCGUUGGCCUUGCAGCCUUCUUCGACAAGACGAUCGCCCUUCAAUACGACAUUAUGCCACUUCUCGACACAACGCUCAGCUCAGCGACAUACAAGAAGCUAAACGUCAUCGAACUGGGGGCCGGUUGCGGCAUUGUGGGAAUUAGUCUGGCGCAGCUCAUUCCCGACUGCCGUGUCACGUUGACCGACUUGCCCGAAGCUCAAGAGAUUGCCGAAAGAAACAUCAAGGGCAUGAAUCCUGCCAUGUCCUCGCAGGUUAAGUUCGAGCCAUUGGACUGGGAGGAGGAGCUGCCAGAGAACAUUGCUCAGCGACCGUACGAUCUGAUCAUUGUCUCGGACUGCACAUACAAUCCGGACAGCAGCCCGGCGCUCGUCAAGACGCUGCAUGCAUUGACGAAACGCUGCCCAAAGGCCAUUGUGGUGCUGGCGAUGAAAGUGCGGCACUCGAGCGAGGCCGUCUUCUUCGACCUGCUGCAACAGGCAGACAUUAUGACGGCAGCGAGCACGUGGAUGGCAAUUCCAACUGACCCCGGCGACUACGAGUCGGCCAAAAAGAUCGAUAUUUACAUCUUCCACUCCAAGGCACGGCCCAAAUCGGCCGAGACGCCUUCCAUGAUACCCGAUCCUUCGAUUGUGGCUUUUUGGCAGCAGUGA